AUGAAGUAUAAACAACCAUCCGGUAGUCAAAAACGUAAAAAAAGAAAACUAGAUGAAGAAAAGAGAAAGGCUGACGCCGGUGCUCUAGAUAAGUUUAUCCAUAGACAACCUAUUGAAGAACAUGUUGAAGAACAUAUUGAAGAGCACAUUGAAGAGCAUGUUGAAGAGCACAUUGAAGAGCAUGUUGAAGAGCAAGAGCAUAUAGAAGUAGAAGAGGCAGAAGAGCAAGUGCCCGUUAAAGAGCUUGUUGAUAUAUAUGAUCCAAGAAGGUGGGAAAAACUUAAUUCUGAGGAGAUUAAACUUUUGGUCCAGAAAGGCCCUAAAAGAGAUAAUAGUAUUAUGUAUGGUCCCUACGAUAAAUUUGGUAGACGGUUUUCUGCAGCUUUAUAUACAAGAACUUUACCAAAUUUGGAGAAGUGUGAUAGAGAAUGGCUAGUAUAUUCAAAAGAGAUUGACAAAGUAUUUUGUUUAUGUUGUAAAGUGUUUAGAAAAGGGAUUUCAAAAGGUAAAUUGGAUGGUGAUGGUUAUGCAGAUUGGCACCAUGUCACCACUAGGGUUAAAGAACACGAAAUUUCAUUGGAUCAUCUUACAAAUAGGAAUAAGUGGUUUGAUAUGCGUAAAAGACUGAACCUAAAUGAAACAAUUGAUAAAGUUCAAUACGAGCAAUUCAAGAAAGAAAGAGAUUACUAG
This is a messenger RNA of Lactuca sativa (garden lettuce), 690 nucleotides long. The record is from RefSeq and is a predicted model, not a curated record. Lineage: Eukaryota; Viridiplantae; Streptophyta; Magnoliopsida; Asterales; Asteraceae.